Vicugna pacos (alpaca) is the source of this 2346-nucleotide messenger RNA. RefSeq names its product 2,4-dienoyl-CoA reductase 2 (gene DECR2). Gene Ontology annotation, molecular function: 2,4-dienoyl-CoA reductase (NADPH) activity. Gene Ontology annotation, cellular component: peroxisome. Gene Ontology annotation, biological process: fatty acid catabolic process. The record is from RefSeq and is a predicted model, not a curated record. NCBI's taxonomy places the organism in Eukaryota, Metazoa, Chordata, Mammalia, Artiodactyla, Camelidae.
CCCGAGUCAGAGGAGGAGGAGCGCGCGCGCCCGCAGAGUGCCGACUGUCCUGGAGGACAGGGUUGUAGUCCUGAUCCGGGCGGGUCCCUGAUAUUCCCGCCAUCCCAUCCCGAGCGCCAUGGCCCAGCCACCGCCCGACGUCAGAGAGGACGACUGUCUCCCGGAGUACCACCACCUCUUCUGUCCGGACUUGCUUCAGGACAAGGUGGCCUUCAUUACAGGCGGUGGCUCUGGAAUCGGGUUCCGGAUUGCUGAGAUUUUCAUGCGGCAUGGAUGCCACACAGUCAUCGCCAGCAGAAGUCUUCCAAGAGUAUCGAUGGCUGCCCGAAAGCUGGCUGCUGCCACCGGCCAGAGGUGCCUCCCUUUGUCUCUGGAUGUCCGAUCUCCCCUGGCCAUCACGGCAGCUGUGGAGCAGGCGCUGAAGGAGUUCGGGAAGAUCGACAUUCUCAUUAACUGUGCAGCUGGAAACUUCCUGUGCCCUGCGGGCGCCUUGUCCUCCAAUGCCUUCAAGACCGUGAUGGACAUCGACACUUUGGGCACCUUCAACGUGUCUCGUAUACUCUAUGAGAAGUUCUUCCGGGACCAUGGAGGGGUGAUCGUGAACAUCACCGCGACCCUGGGUACCCGGGGGCAGGUGCUCCAAGUGCAUGCAGGCUCUGCCAAGGCAGCUGUGGAUGCGAUGACACGGCACCUGGCAGUGGAGUGGGGUCCCCAGAACAUCCGAGUCAACAGCCUCGCCCCCGGCCUCAUCAGUGGCACGGAGGGGUUCCAGCGGCUGGGUGGCCUGCAGGCUGGCUUGAACGCUAAGGUCCUGACCAGCCCCCUGAAGAGGCUGGGGAACAAGACGGAGAUCGCCCACAGUGCCCUCUUCCUGGCCAGCCCUUUGGCAUCCUACAUGACAGGGGCUGUGCUGGUGGUUGAUGGUGGGUCCUGGCUGACAUCCCUUAAUGAUGUCGGGUUGCUGACGGACUUCACAUCCUUCUCUGCUAAGCUCUAGGUGAUGUUCUGCUCCACUUUCUGGGGUCACCUGUGUCCUAGGCCCUCUCCCCAAAAUACACACCUGGUGGACUGAUGAUCACUGUGCUGGGCCUGACAUGCUCCCAUCAGACUCUUGGAUGUGUGUUUAGGUGUGUUCUCAGGCACUUCUGGGUUCCCCUGCUCCACAUGUAGGGUAGGGCCAGGAGGUCCUCCGGAGGGGUUCCAUUCCCCCCAGUCCCAUGGAGCUGCACUGCAGACCUCAGGGCCUCCCUGCAAACCAGGACCAGCCAUGGCCCCUGUGGCUGGCAUCCCAGUAGCUAGGAUGAGGAGCAUUCAUUGUGGGGAGGUCAGGGAGAGGGCAGAAGAGGAUAUUGGUGUCCAACCCCCAAGAGAUGCACAAGGCCUGGCUGCCUGCUGCCCUCUCUGGGCACUGCUGUGGAACCAUCACUUCCAGCCUGCCCUAGCCAGGCCACUCACCCACCCUGGGCUGUGCAGGAGGCGGGUGCUGGUCUCCCGUGCAUGGGGGUAGUGACCAGGUAGUGACCUGACCACACCACAUAGGUUUCUGCAGGGGGAGGUCGGCGUGCCAGCGCUUGGAGAGUGGUGAUGAGGCCAGGCUGUAGGGGUGUCCCUCCCCACCUAGGGUCAAGGCCGUCCUCCCUGCCCAGCCCCAGCCUAGCCUGGCCUCCUUUCUUCUCCUGCCUGUGUCCAGCCAGUACCCUGAGGCGGCUCCUGCUGCCUGGUUGGAGAGAAGGGGGCAUUUCAGGCUGUCUUCUCUUCCUUGCUCCCCUACUUUGGGACCUUUGCUUGGCAAAGGGAAGCCAAACCAGGGAGGUUGGAGAAGGGUGUUUGAGCCCUCCCUGCAAGACCUCCUGUCCUGGGUCCUCUGAUCAGGGUGUGUGGGCUGUACACUGACCUUUGCCUGGGGGGCAUUCCUCCCUGUUGGCCUCCAGUGAUGUGGGCAAGGUUGCUCCUCACCUGCCCCAGAGCCCCUCCUUUGCUGGGACAUCCCCAGAGGAGUUAGUCUUUGGUCAUUCAGGGGCUCACAUUCUAGGCCCCCCAGGUGGCCUGUCCUUGCCACCAGCGCUCUCCCUCAGGCCCAAGGGAAUCUGGAACUCUGACCCCUCACUUGUUCCUUAAUGACUGCUUUUUGACCUCCAGGCAAGGACCUAAGGGAGCUACUUGGUUCCUGGGCUUGUUUUCUAUGCUGUUUGUUAAAAACUUCGAGGUGCCCAAAGCUGUUGGUCAGCCCUCUGACUGGGCACAUGGAUCCAUCCUUCUCUCUGUAUCAUCCCUUUGCAUAAGCACAGGUUCUAGAGUUUUGCCACAAAAUGCAUUUCCUUAAAAAAAUGAUCUUUUUACUAUAAA